This is a messenger RNA of Naumovozyma dairenensis CBS 421, 3117 nucleotides long. It is a transcript of the gene PEP5, whose product is annotated as tethering complex subunit PEP5. Gene Ontology annotation, biological process: vacuole organization; endosome organization; intracellular protein transport. The record is from RefSeq and is a predicted model, not a curated record. NCBI's taxonomy places the organism in Eukaryota, Fungi, Ascomycota, Saccharomycetes, Saccharomycetales, Saccharomycetaceae. Gene Ontology annotation, molecular function: protein binding; protein-macromolecule adaptor activity. Gene Ontology annotation, cellular component: HOPS complex; endosome. The coding region runs from base 1 to 3117 and encodes 1038 amino acids. The transcript has a single exon.
AUGUCGUUAUCGGCUUGGAGACAAUUCCAAUUUUAUGAGAGCUUACCAAUUAGGGAUCCACUUUUAGGUGACGAUUCGCCACUGUAUUCAGAUCCAACUUUAUCUUCAUGUGCAUCAAUUGACUCAACGCAUUUCCUUUUGGCAACCAACUCUAGAAGGGUCAAAUUGAUUAAUCUAAAGGAUUCCAAAAUUGAACACUCAUUUAAUGCUUUUGAAGAUGGAUAUCAUAUAAGUUGCAUAAAAGUCAUCGAUAAGACAUUCGCUGCGGUUAUAGGAGAAAAGACAGGCAGCCCACAAUUGAUCAAUAUCUAUAGAUUAGCUAAACUGCCCAAAGAUGAGCACAUCUACCAUUCUCGAAUUAUUUUAAAAAGCGGUGCUAAUACCUUCCCAUUAUCUGUUGUAUCUAUAUCUAAGGACUUAUCUUGUAUCGUAGUUGGUUAUGUUGAUGGUAAAGUUUUAUUGAUUAGAGGUGAUAUUGCAAGAGAUAGAGGUUCAAGCCAAAGAAUUAUUUACGAAGAUCCUGGAAAGGAGCCUGUUACAUCAUUAUUCCUUAACAAUGAUGCAAGCCAUUGCUUUGUAGCAACAACCUCGAAAAUCAUGCUGUUCAAUACGACUGGGAGGAAUAAGGGGCAACCUGAUCUAGUCUUAAAUUCAAGAUAUGGUGUAGACUUGAACUGUGGAUAUUUGAAUCCUUACACCAAUGAAUUUAUCUGUUCAGUUAAUGGUUCAUUAGAGUUUUAUAAACAAAGCGGAGAGAAACAUAGCCUGCCGGUAGAAUUAACAUCUAUCAAAAGAAUACAUCAGGUCAACAAGAAUCAAAUCAUGCUUGUCUCUGAAGAAAAUCCCACAAAAUCGACAGUUUUGAAUUCUGAUUCAUUUACUUCUCCCAUUAUUAAUAAAGUGAUAAUUGUAGAUAUACUUAACCAAGUGAUUGUUUGGAACACAUUUAUCUCAAGUACAGUAAUUGAUAUAUUUAAAGCUCAAGAGAAACAUGUGAAAAUCUUGUAUUUAUUGGCAUCAGAUGGUGUUCUUUACAAGAUAACCAAAAAAUCCUUAGAAGAUCAAUUGAAUAUAGUAAUACAAAAGGAAGCGUUCCCCUUUGCUUUAAAGUUAGCCCAACAAAAUAAUAUGGAGAAAACAAAAAUUCAGAACAUUCACAAAAUAUACGGUGAUUUCCUAUAUAAUAAGAACAUGAAGGAGGAGGCUACCGAGCAAUACAUUCAAUGUCUAGAUGUUAUCGAAUAUAGCGAUAUUAUUAGUAAAUUCGGUGUCGAAGAAACGCGAGACCCAGAAGAUAUGAAGAAUCUAGCUCAUUUCCUGUGGGCACUGAUCAAACGCGAUAUUGCUAAACCAGAUCACGUCACUCUACUAUUGAUUGUUCUUAUAAAACUUAAAGAUAGUUCGGGAUUAGACUAUUUCUUAAAGCAUUACAACAGAUCUGGUCAAUUCGUCGAAGAUAAAGACAUUGAAGCUGAAGAUCUUGAUGAUGAGGCAUACUUUUAUUCAGACCAUAAUUUAUUCGAUUUGGAUUUAAUUUUAUCUCUAUUAAAGGAAACCAAAUUUAUUACGGAAUCAUAUCAGUUCGCAAGAAAAUUUGUAAAAGAUGCCAUAUAUACAGUAGAAAUCCUACUGUUUCUAAUACAAGAUACAUCUGCUGCCUUAGAGUAUACAAAAAGUUUGCCAAUAGACGAUGCAUUGCGUAUUUUAACCACAUUUUCCAAAGAUAUGCUAGAACGGUUACCAAAUGACACGAAUGCCUUAUUGAUUGACGUGUUUACAGGUAAAUUUAAGUCGACAGAAUACCGAAAAGAUAUAACUAAAGUACCAGAAUCAACAGCAGAGAGAGUCACUUCAGAAUUUAAGACUGUAUUUUAUAGUUAUACAUCAUUUUUCAAUUAUAUGAAUAAAAGUUCAGGUACGCCUUCCACAAGUGAAGAAAGCAGUAUCCAGAAUGGACCCCCCAUUCCGACAUAUCAUCCUCCUAGACCAUCAAUAGUCUUCAGUUCAUUCAUAUCUAGACCCUUUGAAUUUGUUGUUUUCCUCGAAGCCUGUUUAGAAAGCUACCAACGUUUUGAGGGAUUUGCCGAUGAUAAGCAAGUUAUUCUAACUACUUUAUACGAUCUGUAUUUAUCAUUAGCAAAUGAUGAUAUCGAAGAACGUAGUUCCUCUUGGGCUGCAAAGGCAAAGAAUGUGCUAAAAGAAAGCAAUAAGUUGGUGUCUUCAGUUGAUAAUGCAACUCAGGGCUCUACAACUAAUAAAAGGAUUGAUAAUUCGUUGAUGAUGCUAAUUUCACAUAUGAAUGGAGUCAAUCCAUUUUCUCUCGAUGAAGAAAAGGACGAUGAAGAUAAUCUAUUGUAUACAUUAAUGGGCGAUUCAAAAGAGGCUUUGUUAAGUGUAUUUAAAUCGAUGACGCUGACAGAUACGCCCACGAAUUGCCUUACAUUUUUUAGAACGCAUGCAAACAAAGAGCCAGACCUUUAUAGGAGUGCAUUGACGUAUUUUACAUCAUCUAAAUCUAUACUACAUGAAAUAGGUGGUGAACAAGUUGUGAAAGAUAAGAUACUAAAUCCGAUAACGAAAUUAAAUAUAUUGUCUCUAUUAGAAAUUAUUCAGCUAUUAUCAAACACAGACGUUGUUACAUACGGUUUGAUUCAAGAGAUCUUAGUGAACUACAUGGAGAAUGAACAAGAAGAAAUUACCAGAGGCGAAAAAUUAAUAGAUUCAUAUCAAAGUGAAUUACAUGACAAGAAGGACAAACUAAGAUCUAUGCUGGAUGUUGAUAAACCGAAAGAAAUUAGGGUGAAAAAUGAAAAAUGUCGUAGAUGUAACACGCUUCUUGAUCUACCUUGUGUUUUCUUUAAAUGCGGACAUAUUUAUCAUCAAAGAUGUUUAGACGAAGAAAGAUCCAAUACAGAAGGAAAAAAAUUGUUCAAGUGUCCCAAAUGUUUGGUUGAGUUAGAGACUUCGAAUAAGUUGUAUGAAAACCAGAAAGAACUUACAAAGAAAGCCGAUAUGUUAGAGAUGUUAUUGGCAGAAGAUGACAAGGGCGAUCGAUUCAAAAUAAUGACCGAAUUUAUUGGUAGGGGUGGUUUGGAAUAUUAUGAAGAGACAAUAUGA